Beta vulgaris subsp. vulgaris (sugar beet) is the source of this 2014-nucleotide messenger RNA. Its product is annotated as serine hydroxymethyltransferase 4. Gene Ontology annotation, biological process: L-serine catabolic process; folic acid metabolic process; tetrahydrofolate interconversion. The transcript is spliced from 4 exons. Gene Ontology annotation, cellular component: cytoplasm. Bases 120 to 1727 code for a protein of 535 amino acids. The record is from RefSeq and is a predicted model, not a curated record. Gene Ontology annotation, molecular function: serine binding; pyridoxal phosphate binding; glycine hydroxymethyltransferase activity. Lineage: Eukaryota; Viridiplantae; Streptophyta; Magnoliopsida; Caryophyllales; Amaranthaceae.
AAUUCUCAAUUCUUCUUUCUCUCUCCUCCACCUCUCUCUCCACCAAACAAACAACAGUCAAAAAUCUUUUUUUAUUUUAUUUUAUUUAAUUUAAUUUCCAUUAAAAAAAACUGAAAAAAAUGAUGCACCAAAUCUCACUAUCCCACAUCAAGGACACAAGAGUAAUUUCACAUCCUCCAAUUUUUUCCUUUAAAUCUCCUCCGCAUUUCAUCAAACACCUUGUGUGCAUCCCUCUUUCUUCUUCUACUUCUUCCUCUGCAAUUGCAACAAAAAACCCACCAUUUUCUCUCUCCUCUUUUCCCAUUUCCGCCAUGGAUCCUGUCAACAGUUGGGGAAAUUCUUCUCUUGAAGAAGUCGACCCAGAAAUCCAUGAUCUCAUUGAAAAAGAAAAGCGUCGUCAAUGUAGAGGAAUUGAACUAAUUGCAUCUGAAAAUUUCACAUCUUUUGCAGUAAUUCAAGCUUUAGGAAGUGCUUUAACCAACAAAUACUCAGAGGGUAUGCCUGGAAAUCGUUAUUAUGGAGGUAAUGAACACAUUGAUGUAAUUGAAAAUCUUUGCAGAUCAAGAGCACUUGAAUGUUACAGAUUAAACCCAGAAAAAUGGGGUGUAAAUGUUCAACCUUAUUCUGGAAGUCCAGCAAAUUUUGCUGCAUAUACAGCAGUUUUAAACCCACAUGAUAGAAUUAUGGGGUUAGAUCUUCCAUCAGGUGGACAUUUAACUCAUGGGUAUUACACUGCUGGUGGUAAAAAAAUCUCUGCAACAUCAAUUUACUUUGAAAGUUUACCUUACAAGGUGAAUUUUCAAACUGGGUAUAUUGAUUAUGAUAAGCUUGAGGAGAAAGCUUUGGACUUUAGGCCAAAAAUGAUCAUUUGUGGUGGAAGUGCUUAUCCUAGGGAUUGGGAUUAUGCACGUUUUAGAUCUAUUGCUGAUAAGUGUGGGGCUCUUUUGCUUUGUGAUAUGGCUCACAUUAGUGGACUUGUUGCUGCUGAGGAAGCUGCAAGUCCUUUUGAAUACUGUGACAUUGUCACCACCACUACUCACAAGAGUCUUAGGGGUCCAAGGGCUGGUAUGAUUUUUUACCGUAAAGGCCCAAAGCCCCCAAAGAAAGGCCAACCCGAGGAUGCUGUGUAUGACUUUGAAGACCGCAUCAACUUUGCUGUUUUCCCGUCUCUUCAGGGUGGUCCUCACAACCACCAAAUCGGUGCGUUGGCUGUGGCCUUGAAACAGGCCAUGUCUCCUGGGUUCAAGGCUUAUGCCAAGCAAGUCAGGGCAAAUGCUGUCGCUAUUGGAAACUAUCUGAUGAGCAAAGGAUACAGCAUCGUUACCGGUGGAACUGAGAACCAUCUUGUACUCUGGGAUCUUCGUCCUCUUGGAUUGACUGGAAACAAGGUGGAGAAGCUCUGUGAUCUCUGCAACAUCACUGUUAACAAGAAUGCUGUGUUCGGUGACAGCAGUGCUUUGGCUCCUGGAGGUGUACGAGUUGGUGCUCCUGCCAUGACUUCAAGAGGGUUGCUGGAGAAGGAUUUUGAGCAGAUAGGUGAGUUCCUCCACAGGGCAGUCACCAUCACUUUGAGUAUUCAGAAGGAGUAUGGUAAGCUCCUUAAGGACUUCAACAAAGGUUUGGUGAACAACAAAGACAUUGAACAACUCAAGGCUGAUGUUGAGAAAUUUUCGUCUUCAUAUGACAUGCCCGGUUUCUUGAAGUCUGAGUUGAAGUACAAGGACUAGGUUUUUUCGUGUCUAAAUAUCGGGAUCAUAGCAGCUUCUCCAUGGACGAAGCCUUAGUGUCGUUUUAUCGUCUCUGUGGAAGAAAGCUACUGCAGAUUGUUCAUUUAUUUUCUGUUGGAAUUUUAGAGGAUUUGAUCAAAGAAAAGAGGUUGUGGAAAUUAUACAUCCCAGUGGGUGUACUAGUAGUUAUUUGAACGGCUACUGUCACAUUUACUUGAAGAAUAAACAAUGUAAUGUCUCAGUUUUCACCUUGUUUUCUUCUUAAUAUAGUUUUCCAUUUUCCUUCA